Molecule: messenger RNA, 7943 nt
Organism: Struthio camelus australis
Lineage: Eukaryota; Metazoa; Chordata; Aves; Struthioniformes; Struthionidae
Source: RefSeq, a predicted model, not a curated record
ACCUUGAAGAAAAAGUGGCUCUGUCUUCAAAAAAGUGACCUGACCUUUGCUUUGGGCAAAGGCUCUAGGGCGGCCGAUAAGGCUGUUGCCAUGGUGAUGAAGGAGCUUCCGAGGGAGGAGUCGGCGGAAGAAAAGCCCCUCCUUACUAUGACAUCACAGGUGUGCAGAAGCCAAAAGCAAGCAGAAUCAAGGGAAAAACUGGUGAAUGAGCAACAAGAAAGCAGACCCCUUCUGAGCCCCUCCAUUGAUGACUUUCUCUGUGAAACUAAACCAGAAGCUGUUGCAAGGCCUGUAACAUCAAAUACAGCAGUGUUAUCAACAGCUUUGGAUCUCUUGGAUCUUAGUGAACCUGUCUUACAAACCCAAAACAAAGCAAAGAAAUCAGAGAAUGCAUCAAGAGGUGAAGGCUUAAAAGCUUCAACCCACAGAAAGAAGACAGACAAUUCUGACCUUAUCAAUGUGGAUACUGAGCAGAAAGUCCAGACUGUUAGAGUUUCAGACAAGUCUUCACUAGAUUUAGUUGAUAUUCAGACACAACUAGAGAAAUGGGACGAGGUGAAUUUUCAUGGAGACAGGAGCAGCAAGAGCCACCCAUCUACAGAACGAACAUCAUCAUCCAGAGCUCCAUCGAAAGAGCUUUUAUGGUCCACAGAAAACAGAUCACAGUCUGAACUGACUAAUGCCAAGAGUGCCUUGGAUGCUGAUUCAACAUCAGAUUUAGAACUAGCACCUGCAACACAGGCACGAUCAACUAAGGAGCAGCGUUGGGGAGGCCCUCUCCUCUCUAGAAAUCACUCUUUGGAAGAGGAAUUUGAAAGAGCAAAGGCAGCUGUUGAGUCAGAUACAGAAUUUUGGGAUAAGAUGCAAGCAGAAUGGGAAGAAAUGGCUCGCAGAAACUGGAUUUCAGAGAACCAGGAAACACCAGGGCAAGUCACCAUCUCAACCAUUGAGAAGGGUUAUUAUUUUCAUACUGAAAAUCCUUUCAAAGACUGGCCUGGUGCUUUUGAGGAAGGACUGAAAAAAAUGAAAGAAGGUGACCUGCCAGUUACAAUCUUAUACCUGGAGGCUGCCAUUCUACAAGAACCCAAUGACGCAGAGGCCUGGCAGUUCCUGGGCAUAACACAGGCAGAGAAUGAAAAUGAGCAGGCAGCCAUUGUCGCCCUCCAAAGGUGCUUAGAGCUACAGCCAAACAACUUAAAAGCUCUGAUGGCACUCGCUGUAAGUUAUACUAACACCGGUCAUCAACAAGAGGCCUAUCAAGCUCUAAGAAACUGGAUAAAGCAAAAUCCAAAAUACAAGUAUAUAGUGAAAAGCAAAAAAGGGUCCCCAGCACUUACCAGGAGAAUGUCUAAGACAUCAGAUGAAAGCUCAUUACUUGAAGAAGUAAAGGAUUUGUACCUGGAGGCAGCUCACCAGAAUGGUGAUAUGAUAGACCCUGACUUGCAGACAGGACUUGGAGUUCUUUUCCACCUGAAUGGAGAAUUUAACAGAGCAAUAGAUGCAUUUAGUGCUGCUUUAACUGUUCGGCCAGAGGACUAUACAUUAUGGAACCGACUUGGAGCAACUUUGGCAAACGGUGAUCGAAGCGAAGAAGCUGUUGAGGCCUAUACUCGUGCUUUAGAAAUACAGCCUGGCUUCAUUAGGUCCAGAUACAAUUUAGGAAUAAGCUGCAUCAACCUAGGAGCAUACAGAGAGGCUGUCAGCAAUUUUCUCACUGCUCUCAGUUUGCAAAGAAAGAGCAGGAACCAACAGCAGGUUCCCCAUCCUGCUCUGUCAGGCAAUAUUUGGGCAGCGCUCCGAAUUGCUCUGUCUAUGAUGGACCAACCAGAACUAUUUCAAGCUGCCAAUGUGGGUGAUCUGGACAUUCUGUUAAGAGCUUUUAACCUAGAGCCGUAAUAAAAAAUAUCCAUAAAGUGAUUAAGUUGCAUUAGGAACUAGAGAACUCUUCUAUGACUUAUUGCAAAAUGACCACAUUUUCCAAACGAUCGUGGCUGUAGAUCAGUAGGGGGAAUUCUCCUGGACAUGACUCAAAAAGGAAAAGUUCAAAAGCACAAAAUAUUGUAAACAGGUUCAAAAUCAAAUGAUUGAAAUGGAUUGCAGCUAAUCUGACAAAGCCCUAGAUGAAGCAGUCAUUUCUGAAGAAUCUUCAUCCCAUGCAAGCUAUUUCUCUAUGUAUACACACAGCUAUACAAAGAAAAUUUUAUUAGGAACAAACCUAGAUAAUUGUUAUUGCACAUUAGAACGGUGAGCAACGCACCACGGAAUCUGCUUAGUAGCUCCUUGCACUAUGCUGACGGCACUUUUCCCUAGAACAGGGAUUCCUUGUCCUUCGGUUUCUUUGUUGAAAAGUCUUCUCAAGGUGCAUCUUUAAGAUAGCUCUGAAAAUAGAUGCAUGUAAAAUGGGUGUAUUUUGUUUUGACUAUAUUUAUUAGUUGGCAGUCAACAAGAGCUUUUUUCUGAUGGUUCCUGGAUUGACUUUGGGCCAAAUUCUGCAGGCUCAUGAAGCUGCAAACUAAGUGAGAUGUAACAAGAACAUUAUACGUGGAGGUCUCAUGGGAUUAGGCCAUCUACCUACCAGAAGGACAAAUGUUGCAAGCAGAAGCAGGAAUUUGCACUAGAAUUGUUGUUGUUUAAACCAGCUAUCCCCGAUCUUGGAAAGAGUAUGUCUUCUUCAAAGGCACUUGUAGCAGGAUCUGCACCGGUCUAUGUACUUAUGCACUUUAAUCUUUCCUUCUGUAAAAUAAUGCUAUGCUUUUAUUCUGAUUUUGAUUAGUAACAACAAAAUAUACAAGACGGCCUUGUUGGCAGAGAGGACGAAAUAUCAUUUCCUGAAAUGUGAUCAGAGGGUUUUCAAAAUGUUUUAGAAAAAGCCAAUACAGUAUAAAUUGUAAUAUCUAUUGGAAAGGCUAUUUUAUUAUGCAUCUACCAGGUAUUGCACACGUACAUGCUGUAUGUGCAUUAUGUCAUUUGAAAAGAUAACAAGCCUGCAGAUUUCUGUUACAACUAAAGAAAAACUUCAUAGGAGUUCAUGCCUGCAGACCAUCCUCAAGGGAAAAUUUUCCCUGAAAAGAAAAGUUUGGUCUAUGUAUGGAUUGUAGGAUUGGCGCUAUGAUUUGAUCCUGCUGUUAUGACAAUCCGUAGCAAAAUUCUCAGUGACCUCUCAUGACAGCAGACCAAAUCCUUAGACAACAUCAAUAUUUGUAGCUUCCAAAAAAAAAUUCUUAGUUUUGCUGGACUAGAUGACUGGGAAACAGUAUUUGGGUGGGAGAGUGCGGGUGGAGAAUGCACUGCUGCAUGAUGAAUGAAUCGAUUUGGGUGCAGUGCAAAUAUGUUUAGUUCAAGGUGAAUGUGUCAAAGACAGGAAUAGAAAUUUUCAGUUGCUGAUAAUUUUAAUAAGUGGGUGAUAUUAUUCCUACGUAAUGAAAGAUAAAAAAAUUAAAUUGAACAGCUACUGUUUUGGUACAAAGUCAGGAACAUAACAUACAGGGUAUGUACUGGAACGUGUUAAAGAAAGACAAACAGCACAUUUCCUAUAGCCAGUAUAAAGAAAAAAAAGUCAGCCCAAUCAGCUGUAUCAAAAAAAAUCCAAAUGCACAGAUCACAGAGAACCUGUAGAGGAAUUAGGCAGUUUCACCAGUACAAACCUAAAGUUUCUUGCAGCUGAACGUUAUUUUGAGCAGCCACUUAAAGGAAACUUCCAUGUAAGAUAGUUUAAUCACUGCAUCUAAUCACCAGGGGUAAUUUGUUAAAUAAAAAUAAUCAAUUCUCAUUAAAAUAAAAGGCUUACCCAUCACACUCUUCCACAGAAUAGAGGUGUUGAACCAGCUCUAGGAAUUUUUGAAUAGUGCUUUAUUAAUUCAUUGUCAAUAUAUAUUCCUAUGUAUCUAUCAAGCAUGUAAUGGAUUCCUAUAGUUUUUCUCUAAGGAUUGGAUAUCAAGGACUGAGACUGGGAAUGUCAUUUUAGCUAAAGUGGGCUUGCUGUAUGCAUAUCUGCUGACAACAGUUUGCUCUUCUGCUUUGACAGCGAUGUGUGAUGACAGUCCUUUAUUGAUAAGGCAGAGCAGAAGGUGCAGUGCAAUUGAAUCUGGAAAAGUGGUAAGAGAGAAAGGAGGCAGCUUUGAGAAGAGCCUGUAGCUCAAAGACAUAUGUGCUUAGAUUUUGCUUGAUGCCCUGCCAUCACAAAUGUUCUUCUAGAACAUCCUCCGCACUGCGGUGUAGGAUAAUUAGUGCUUAUCCAGAGGAAUUAGAUGUUCAAGAGCUUUAUUUUUGUGCCUCUCAAAUCAGCAAACUUCUGACUCUGAAAAGUCAAGCAGUGAAUGACCAGGGACAUUCGUAAUGUUGAUAACAGCUCACUAAACCUCUUUUUCUCCAGAAUGCGUACGAAUAACAUGGCAACUUGGUUAGAUAUCACUCGGACCCUGCAUUAAAAUCUAAUGCAACUCCUAGCCCUCCAAAAACAACAGAUAAAGUAGAUAUCUCUCGAUUUAUCCUGGGAUGCACUGCUCAAAACUGCAUGCAUCUGCUAACACGUGCACACCAACAUUACUGGUACCAGAAGGAUUGCCUGCAUAAACCUAGAGAAAAAUCACCGGGGCUAAACUCUGCCUCCCAAGGGUAUACUUAGGCUCCCAAAUUCAUCACAAGCACAGCAGGUCUGCCAUACAGGGGCCAGGCUAUGAGAUGCCUGUCAAAAGAGCUUGUGCAGACUCUGGGAGAUAUCCCAUCUCUCUCUCUCCUGUUAAGUCUAUAGCCAGUUAACUGUGUACCACUGACCAAGACGUUGUGCAAGGGAAAGACUAGAGCAGACUUAGACUUAAGGGGAAGAGUAGCACACCUUCUCCUGCUCUACUAGACACCACUUCAGGCCUGGUUUCAGUGGGAGGGCAGCUGGUGACUGAGCUCUCCACACCAAUAGGACAGGCUAGCUUAUGCUUAAUAGCCCUUCGUACUUCUGGGAACAGUGCUGCAUAUGCUUCAGUAUCUUGGCUUUUAUCUUCUUCCUUAAGCCCCUACUGCCAAGGGCUGUCAGUACAGAAGGCAGGAUUAGAUGUUGCUUUGGUCUACCCCCUCAUGCUAUUUCCUACAUAUUCAGAGGCAAGCAUGGGUGUUUGCCUGUAACAGCCAGGGGAAACAUGCAAGGAGGCUGUAGGGCUGUAGCGUAUUAACACCCUGAAGAGGAAAAGCAUUUACUUCUAACCAGGCAUGAGGUAGGAUAAAUAAGGCAGCUGCUGAACUGUAGCAGAUUGAGCCUGAGAGUGAGAGACAGGAAAUCUGGGUCCUAUUCUCAAUGUUCCCUUUGAGCUCGGCCAAGUCACAAUCUCCUUCCAUCCCUGACUUGCCCAGGUGCACAAGGAAGGAAGGAAGGAAGGAAGGAAGGAAGGAAGGGGCAAUAACAGCUGUUGCAUGCAAAGGCCCUAUAUGAGAGCAGAGUAAUUCUGUUAUUUCACAUACCAUUUGUGUGGGUGAGGUCACCGCUUCUGUAAAUUCAAAGGUAAAACACAAAAACUGAGACUGCUCAGGUGUAAAUAAGGAAGCAGUUUUACACAGAGACUAGCAAUUUCAGCAGAAAAGAGAACCUAAGACAUUUCAGGAAUAGGACUGUACAGCAUGUGUGUGAUGCCAAAUGAAAGAGCCGCAACGGUUUAUCAUCUCCCCAUCUUGCUUCCUCUUCUUGUUACUCCUUUCUUUCUCUGACUUACCACUUCCAGGUAAUUCAUUCCUGGUUGUUGAAUCUUUCCUCUAUUUUAUAUAUUUAAUGCAGUUAAAAAUGCUUUCCUAACCCUUUUCUUUGCAAAGCUUUAUGAAUAUUUAUGACCUGUAAGUCUUAUCCAUCAAGCUGCUGGACACUCAAAUCCUGCAAACUUCACAGGAGUGCUCAGCACUUUGCACGAUCAGAUCUUGUGCAUGCGUUCAGUUACUGGACCAGGGCUGAACUCUAAUAGCAUUGCUCAUGCCGAACAGCCACUGAAAUCAAAGUGAUUAUUUAUGGAAUAAGACUUAAUGAAAGCAAUUUCUUGCUGAUCUCCUCAUACUGCAAUAACUCUAAACUUCUUGUCACAAGAGACUGGUUUACGUCAGUUUAAAAUAUCAGUUUGAUUUUUAGGGAAACACGUACACAUAUCUGUAUCUAAUGGUGUUUUCUUAAUAUCUGCUAAAUCACAGCAUUUGUAAAAAUAUUGAGGGGGAGGUUUAAAUAACACAAAACCUCACAUACGACAAUAUUGCAUGUGACUGUAUUAACAAAUAAUUAUGUUGAAAUACUAACCCAAAGCAUGGUGUAAUACUACUUGCAUAUACAUUUACAGAAUGCAUGCAUAAGGCCCACAUAUAGGGUAUUCUUAACCUACUGACUGGUAUCUUCUGCGGGAUAUUUAAAAAGCACUUUGCCUCUUCUAAACACAAAACGGGAAUUGUUCAUGUUACUUGGAACAGGUUAGAUCAAGACAGAGCAUUUUUUAAAUCCCAUCCCUGUGUUGUGGAUUUCAUGCUUUCUUCAGGUGUUUAGUUAAUGACAGAAAUCCAGAGUAAUAGUUUUUGCAGACAUGUUUUUAGUAUCCUCUUAAGAACUAAAAAGAUUAAUAGAUGCAGCUUUCACAAUGAAGCUGGGUUUUUGGCUUUUCACAUUUUCUUCACAAGUCUAAACCAGGUAUCAUCAAGCCAGAGAAGGAUACUGGGAACCACUGAAACAGAUAGCUAUCGUUUCGAUCUACAUGUACCACAACCAAACUUUUCAAAUCUGUCUGCUAGCUCUGAAGGUAUCCAACUACCCUGCUUGAAAUAUGUAGACCUUCAACUUCACAGGAUCUGAACACCUGCUGCAUCCAUUCAUUUUGCAGAUGCUUAACUCAGCUGAAAGCUCAGAGAAUCAAGACAGGCAUUAAGAGCUAAUGCAUCACUUUAGAAAACUUGGGCCUGCCUGCCAGAAGGAAAGGAGGACCCUGACAACACCAACAGAUCAGCUAGGUCAUCCCAUGAACGUUUGUAGUGCACAGGCCUCCAGAACACAAAAGCCAGCAUUACAGGGUAAUAAGUUACAACAUUACUGGCAACCACAGAAGCAGGGACUGAGGCCUAAAUCAUUGCCUGGUGGAGCCAGUGAGAAUCGGACUGGAACACAGAUGGGUUGUAGAUCUGUCUCAUCUCAAUGUGCAUCUGAAAAAUGAGACAUUAGUUACUCACAGCAUGAAUAACCUGCACAGCUGACAAAUGGAGACUUCUAGUCACCCAUGCUAUCAGCUUAGGAGUCUGUACAGUGAAUGUAUACAAUAAAUGUUUAUAAAAUACCAAGUAUUCACAGAUAGAAGUGAUAUACAAAUUGCACUGCACGUUAUGAAAAACAACCGGUGGGUAUGCAAUACAGUAAUAUCUACUACUUAAACCUCAUCUAGGCUAGAAAUCAGAUUCCUACAUUAUAGUUCUAUUGCUGGAGCAGUGAAAUAUAUCAGAAAAAAAGAAAAAAGGACUGCCACGCAUGAAGACACCACUGAUGCUUUGAAUAAGCCUAGAAAAAAUGAAAAAAUUCACAGAAAGUUUCAAAGCCUCAACACAGAAAAACAGGUGCUAGGCAUGGGGGAGAAGCAGUCAGAAUGAAUCUAAAGUUUCCUAAAAUCAGCUGUAACUUUACAAAUGCUUGCACAUGUGACAUCCCAUUGAGCAAGCUUGCAUGGUCAAGACUUUAUGUGCUUUGAUCUUUUUUUCCCUUUCCACAUUUACAGAAUGGCUCUGACAUUGGUUACAUCUUUAACUUAAAUAGCCUUUUUAAUAUCAGUAAUCUAUUGUAAAUUCAGAAAAAUCAAAACAUUUAUAUAUAUUUUAUAUAUCAGAGUAUAACAUAUCUAGAGUAAACUAAAAUAUAUAGUUUUGAAAGGCAGUCUGCGUGGCUUCUUCUAUAUGCUGUAAACUGUUUGAAAACCUUUGCAAUCUUGCAUCAGUUUCUUUGGCUU